AUGGUCUAUCAAUUGCUAUCUAAUACAUUGGCGCAAUUCAUGCAUCUUAGGACAUUGAUAUAUUUGUUCCACACACACCGGGAUUUAGAAUUUAAGCCGGAGGAGACCCAGGGCCUGAUCGAAAAAAGCUCGACGACGGAUUCAGAUCCUACGGCGUGGGGAUCAGGGACGAGCAGCCUCGCCGCCACGGAAGCUCCAAUCGCGAGGACGGUCGGGAAUUUGCUCCGUCUAGCGCUGACCAGACCGACGAUUGGGCGACCUGUAAGAAGUCUCCAUGUGGAUUUGGCGAGCGGAGGGAGAGGGAAAAAAGAGGGGCUUCUUCACGGAUUCUCAAUCACGGACAAAUGA
This is a messenger RNA of Striga asiatica, 348 nucleotides long. NCBI's taxonomy places the organism in Eukaryota, Viridiplantae, Streptophyta, Magnoliopsida, Lamiales, Orobanchaceae. The record is from the annotation of a GenBank genome assembly.